AUGUUGGCUCGUCCUUGUAUGCGCGCCCUCGGCAGGGCCAGGACCGCUCGCGUGUCGUCGGCAGCAGCAUGCAGAGCAGCUGUCCGUCCGGCGCUCGCUGGCGGCUAUGCCACUAUCUCGAAGGGCACCCGGCACGAGGAGACAUCGGCCCGCUCGGCCGUCAUCAAUGUGCUUCAGAACCUUGGAUCCAAGCGUGAGUAA
Aureobasidium uvarum is the source of this 201-nucleotide messenger RNA. NCBI's taxonomy places the organism in Eukaryota, Fungi, Ascomycota, Dothideomycetes, Dothideales, Saccotheciaceae. The record is from the annotation of a GenBank genome assembly.